AUGUGCUCACCAGAGGCCACCCAGAUGGUUCUUCGCCUGUCAGACAGACGGUUCUUCACCUGUCAGGCAGAUGGUUCUUCGCCUGUCAGGCAGAUGGUUCUUCGCCUGUCAGGGAGAUGGUUCUUCACCUGUCAGGCUGAUGGUUCUUCGCCUGUCAGACAGACGUACAUCCACGUGAUUGCCUGUGGUGUUGACGUGAAACAAAACAACAACCCAGCGAAUAAAGAAGCCUCCCUAGCUAUAGAGACUGCCUAUAAUAACCUAG
Candidula unifasciata is the source of this 265-nucleotide messenger RNA. The record is from the annotation of a GenBank genome assembly. NCBI's taxonomy places the organism in Eukaryota, Metazoa, Mollusca, Gastropoda, Stylommatophora, Geomitridae.